UUGAGAAUUGCCCAUUCACUAUUGGGAAGUGAACUCUUUCUCUCUCUCACUCUCUCUGUCGCGCGGAGUGAAGAAAAAAUUUGCAGAACUCCACAACUCUAGCCUCGCGUCCACGAAUCCAGCACACGGCACACAUGCGCUCCGACACCACCAUUAACAGUCCCUGCUUUCUGUAAACCGGAUUUUGGCUUCAGCUGUUCUGAUAGUUGUUGGAUCUUUUCCUGGAGCAUUGUUGAUGUUGCUUCUCCUGAAUGGGCGUAAACCUGAACUGAUAAAGAUUACUGGAACUAGCGAAGGAGUUAUUUUCACACGUCGAAAUUUAUUCUAAGAGACCUUCAAAUCGUCUCUCUCGUUACAACUCUCCGCAUGAUCUUAUUCAAAUGCUACAAAGUACUGCACCAAUGGAGAUACUUCGCAGAGCAUCGGCCACCUUAUAUAUUUUCAUUUUUACAGCAUUGUUUCUCAUCGUUGGGUGCUCAAGUAUGUCGAGACGAGCCCAUGAGCAAGGAGAUAUUCCCGUCCUUGGAUGCAGAGUUCGAUUCUCAUUUAUAUGCCGGGAUGCUCCAGCAAUGCAUAAAAAGUAACGAGCCUGCGAAAGGAAAAAUCCUUCACUGCCACGCCCUGAAGAGAGGAAACUGUUUAGACUUAUUUGCUCGCAACAUUUUGUUAAAUUUGUACUUGAAAACGGGGCUUUUGUCAGAUGGAGUUACGUUGUUUGAUGAAAUGCCUGACAGAAAUGUUGUUUCCUUUGCUACUAUGCUUCAGGGCUUUGCACUAUUAGAAGAAUAUGAUAAAGCAGUUGACUUGUUUUUCAGGUUGCGUAAGGAGGGUCAUGAGCUUAAUCCAUUUGUCUUCACCACGAUUUUGAAGUUGCUUGUAAGCAUGGAUUGGGUAGAAUUGGGAUGGUGCAUUCAUGCUUAUAUUCAUAAGCUUGGCCAUGAUACUAAUGCCUUUGUUGGGACAGCUCUUAUUGAUGCUUAUUCAGUUUGUGGGUUUGUGAAUGCCGCUAAGGAAGUGUUCAAGGGGAUUGUUGAAAAGGAUAUGGUUUGUUGGACUGGGAUGGUGGCUUGUUAUGCUGAGAAUGAUUGUUUUGAGGAGGCAUUAGAUCUCUUUAAUCUGAUGAGGAUGGAAGCUCUACUGCCAAAUAAUUUUACUUUUGCAAGUGUCAUUAAGGCUUGUCUUGGCUUAAAGACUUGUUAUGAGAUGGAUCCCUAUGUGGGUGUUUCAUUGCUUGACCUGUACACUAGGUCGGGGGACAUUGAGGAUGCUAGGCAAGUUUUUGAGGAGGUACCUAAAGAUGAUGUUGUCCCAUGGAGUUUCAUGAUUGCUCGGUACUCACAGAGUGACUAUUGUGAGGAGGCCCUGGAUAUGUUUCUCCAAAUGAGGAAAGCAUGGGUAUGUCCUAACCAAUUCACUUUGGCUAGUGUCCUUCAAGCUUGUGCUACAAUAGGGUGCCUGGUAUUGGGAAUGCAGAUCCACUGCCAUGUGCUCAAGGUUGGUCUUGAUCUGAAUAUAUAUGUUUUGAAUGCCCUCAUGGAUGUGUAUGCUAAAUGUGGAAAGAUGGAGGCUUCAAUGAAUUUGUUUGUGGAAUCAAAAAACAAAAAUGAGGUGUCAUGGAAUACAAUGAUAGUUGGGCAUGUUCAAAUAGGAGAUGCAGAGAAGGCCUUCUUACUGUUCAUAAAUAUGUGUGAGGAGCAAGUGCAAGCAACUGAGGUAACAUACUCCAGCUUGCUUCGUGCUUCUGCCAGUUUGGCAGCUUUGGAGGCUGGCAUUCAGAUACAUACAAUGACUAUCAAAACUCUGUAUGAUGGAGAUGAUGCUGUCAGCAAUGCUCUAAUUGAUAUGUAUGCGAAGUGUGGACGAAUUAGGGAUGCUCGUUUGGUUUUUGAGACAAUGAAUGAGCGAGAUGUUGUUUCCUGGAACUCGAUGAUCUCAGCAUACUCAAUGCAUGGUCUUGGUGCUGAGGCUCUGAAAAUCUUUGAGAGUAUGCGGGAAACUGAAAUCACACCUAAUCAACUGACAUUUGUUGCUGUGCUUUCAGCAUGCAGCAACACAGGAUCAUUAGACCAAGGGCAAUCUUAUUUCACUACCAUGCAAGAGGACUAUGGUAUUGAACCUUGCAUGGAGCACUAUACUUGUAUGGUGUCACUUCUGGGGAGAUUAGGUCAUCUUGACAGGGCUGUAAAGAUGAUAGACGAAAUUCCAGAUGAGCCUAGUGUUAUGGUAUGGCGUGCUUUACUUGGGGCUUGCGUUGCGCACAAAAACAUUGAGCUUGGAAGAUUUGCUGCUGAGCAUGUGCUUGAAAUGGAACCUCAAGAUGAAUCAACUUAUGUGCUAUUAUCAAACAUAUAUGCAACCGCAAAAAAUUGGGAUAAUGUUGCAUUUGUUAGGAAAAGCAUGCGGAAGAAACGAGUAAAGAAGGAACCAGGACUUAGUUGGAUUGAAAACCAGGGAAUGGUGCACUAUUUUGCUGUUGGAGACGAUUCACACCCAGAUAACAAAUUAAUUCAUGGGAUGCUGGAAUGGUUGAACUUCAGAAGCAGAAUGUUAGGUUAUGCUCCUAAUCAUGAUGCUGUUUUGCUUGAUGUGGAAGAGGAUGAAAAGGCACGUCUCUUGUGGCUACACAGUGAAAGAAUAGCUUUAGCUUUUGCUCUUCUUAGAAUGCCUAUUGGAAGCCCCAUCCUCAUAAUUAAAAAUCUCCGUGUAUGUGCCGACUGUCAUGUUGCAAUUAAGGUUGUAUCAAAGUUGGUACGGAGAGAAAUUGUUAUUAGAGAUAUAAACCGGUUUCAUCACUUCGAAGAUGGUGUUUGCUCUUGCAAUGAUUACUGGUGAUACCUUAACAAGUUGUGCAGAGUUCUUCAACACAAUUGCCAUUUUUGAACUCCAUUGUCCCUUUGUUGGCAAGCUACUUUCAAAAACUUCCUGUUGAAUGGUCUUCUGCAGCAAUAUUACUUGAUACGUAUUUUGGGGGAGAUUGAUUGGAUUGUUGAAGAUUAACACUACUAUUCAGUAAAUGAUAUUACUUGUAAUACCUAUGGUCUUGUAUGGUUAAUCCAUGUGGAAGGUUUCAAAUUACUCCUUUUUUUCCUCAGUGGACAGAAGUUUCAGCAGUAACAGUGAUUGGACGAGUCAUUUCAAAAAGAGGAUCCACCCCCUACAACAGGGUUAUCUGAGAAGAUAGGAAACUUGCAGCAUCAAGCCUCCCGUGGCUUGGACACAUUGAGAAGUGCCUCGGGUGUUGCAAGAGGAUUGCCUUGGAUUGCAUUCUCCAAUAACAUUACUGUAUCUCAUGUCCCAACCAUUUAACAAUCAAUGUCAUUUCCUGUUCACGGCGCAUACCUGAUCAUCUUGUGGAGGAAGAUCUGAAAGCAUCCAACUCUGUUGGAUCUAACAAGGGAUGGAGCAUAUGGAUGCAACAGAAGCAGUCGGCACUUACUGGUUGUAGCUUCGAUGCAUUGAUUAGUUAAAGCACACUAUCAAAUUCUUUACAGGAUGUACUUUUUGAAAUUUAGUUUGCAAACACUAUCAAGCCUCCACUGGCAAGUGUACUAUCGUUCCUGCACUAGGAAGCUUGUGGGGUACCAAAUCAGGUCCAUCUCUCCACUUCUAUUGCAGAGCUUGCCUGGAGACAUAUAAGACUAAACGAAACGGGCAGUAGCCCACUUCUUUAUUCCUGAAAGAUUGAUAUCUGGAAAAGUGAUAUAGUUGGUCUCCUUUUAAUCUGGGUGAGGCUGGGCCCUUAAAUCCUUUCAUGUUUGCUGUUGUACAAAGAGUGUUGGAAUGAUAUUCUGCAGAUGAAUGUAAAAAGUAGAGCUGAUUGAAACAAAAGCACCAUGUAUAUGCAUGUGACUAUCAGUCUUUCACAGAGGUACUGUUCUCCUUCUUUGUAACGAUGUGGUGAACAGAAUUGGACGUUGGUUACAAUCAUUCUGUCAACCCACCAUAGCCCCAACGCUCGUUGGUUCUGCGAUCCCAUGGUAAUCGUGCUCCUGAAAAGACAUGGGAUGACCUGAGUAACUGGAAAACAUUGAAAGAAAUACUAAUGGAUUCAUCCAGACUUUUUACUUGGCACCAUCACUACUUUUGAAGCAUUAUGUAGAUAUGUGAAUUGAAAUCACAAGUACAUAUUUCAGCCUA
Sesamum indicum (sesame) is the source of this 4137-nucleotide messenger RNA. The record is from RefSeq and is a predicted model, not a curated record. NCBI's taxonomy places the organism in Eukaryota, Viridiplantae, Streptophyta, Magnoliopsida, Lamiales, Pedaliaceae.